Molecule: messenger RNA, 1884 nt
Organism: Mollisia scopiformis
Lineage: Eukaryota; Fungi; Ascomycota; Leotiomycetes; Helotiales; Mollisiaceae
Exons: 2
Coding region: 1-1884 (627 amino acids)
Molecular function (GO): catalytic activity
Source: RefSeq, a predicted model, not a curated record
AUGGCGGCACAUUUGAACUCUUUCAAUGCCAUCGAGGGAUUGCCAAAGCAAUCCGACGUUGUCGUGGUCGGUGGCGGCAUUCACGCAUUAAUAUACGCCAUCCACGCCCGUACAAUCGAAAUGAAGGAAGGAAACACAGGCAUGCUGAUAGUUAUACACCCAUUAGAGCCUGCGACCAACUUUACCGUUCUCGAGAAGUCAGACACUCCAGGCUACAAGAUUGGGGAGUCCACUUUGACCGUCUUUGGCCUCUGGUCGAAGCUUAUUGGUAUUGACUCCCCAAUGCUCUGGCGUCUUUUUGGACCCAAGGAUGGCCUUGCCUUCUAUUACUUCGGUCACACUGAUGAUCCCGAAAAAUAUACCAACUUCGUUGCCAACGGUCCUCCUGGAGACUUCGUGCCAACAUUACAAAUUGAGAGAAAGGUCAGUGAGCUUAUGCUCACUCUCUUUGCCCAACGACUAGGAAUCACUGUCCUACAUGGCAUGGUAGCCAUCAUUGACAAUGAGACGGUACACCAAGAAGGUGGAGACAAAGACACAUCAUUGAAGGUGUUGGAUAAGGAGAGCAUGGUGCAAGAAAUCAUCGACACUCGUCUGUUGAUUGAUGCCACUGGUCGCUUCCACCGCUUCAUCUCUAAAGGCAAACAACGUGUCCAACGACCUGAAGGUGCUGAAGGAUUCAACACGUCCGCAUUUUGGGCGUAUUUUGACUGUCCUGUCGACGAAAAGGAGAUUCCACUCAGAGAAUACGAAAGCGUCAACACAAAUCAUAUUUGUGUUCCCGAGGGAUGGGCUUGGGUCAUUCGACUCCCGACUUGGGAGGGAACACCGCUUCCAAACCUCACCAAGAUGAUCAACUACCUGCUUGAUCUUAAUGCUGCGAAGACACCUCCAGAUGCAUAUCCAUCGACGGCCGAACUUGUUUCGAUGUUCGACUUGAAGUUCCGUUGGGUUGUCAGCAUCGGCUUCGCUCUUCGAUCAGAUGUCGUUUAUCCUUCCAAUAUCUCCGAAUACGGAAGCUGCGAGGCUGCCCAAAAGUUCAGCUGGGUAGUCUCCCGUUAUCCAAAGGUUUGUGAUUUCAUGAAGAAGUUCACAUUGAUCAAGGAUUUGUACGGUCCCGGCACCACAUGGUACACUCGGAAGAACCUUGCUUUCCGGUCUCCUCAAGUAAGCGGUCCUAAUUGGAUGGCGAUUGGCGACGCUGUUGGCUUCACAAAUCCAUUGUAUUCCCCAGGUAUCAAUGCAAACAUGGCAACCAGUAUCUUUGUUGCUGAACAGACCAAGGAAUACCUCAAAGCCGGCGAUACCAGAAAGGAUGAAUUGCUUGCAAAGUACGAGAACUUUUGCAAGGAUCGUGUUCCGAAUCUUCAGCGAAUGAAUGUCUUCAACUAUAAGUUGAUGCGUUCUCCUCUGCUUGGUCCCAUUGGCCCUCUUUUCCAAUACUUGAUCGGUACAGGCAAUGCGCGAUUUCAAGGAGCCUCGAAGUACACACUAGACAACUGUGCUGAGCUCCUGACAACUUGGGACUGGGGUGCGAACGAACCUGAAUACAUCCACAUAGCCGACAUCAUCUGCGAGAUCCUCGAAGGUGCUGCUGAUACUCCAUUAUCUCCAGCACAACUGUUCUUGGUUGAGAUUGUUUCUCAAUGGGGUAUCAAGAACACCAUGGCGACUGGCAAGUAUAAGGGUCGGUGGAGCGGUCUUUUCCGUUAUUAUAAUGACGAUCUGGUUUUCUGUAAGCAUAAGAUUGACCGGGAUGUCUUGGCUCGUCGUUGUGAUAGCUGUGGGGAGUGGCGUAUGUUGAGACCAGACGCUCUGAAGUGUCCGUUUUGUGGCACUGAGCAUAACAUCAAGAAGUGUACAAAGGUCCUGUAUAGCUCUUGA